Messenger RNA from Fonsecaea multimorphosa CBS 102226, 753 nucleotides. RefSeq lists its product as uncharacterized. The record is from RefSeq and is a predicted model, not a curated record. Lineage: Eukaryota; Fungi; Ascomycota; Eurotiomycetes; Chaetothyriales; Herpotrichiellaceae. The coding region runs from base 1 to 753 and encodes 250 amino acids. The transcript has 2 exons.
AUGGUUGGCCGGCUGGAAGGAAAAGUCGCCUUAGUGACUGGUGGCGGGUCGGGCUUUGGUGCCGGCAUAGCGACCAAGUUUACCCAAGAAGGCGCAAAGGUGCUUAUCUGUGACUUGUCCGAGCAGAACGGCACCAAAGUCGCCCAUUCUCUGGGCUGCCAAUUCUUGGGCGCCGACGUCACGAAACGUACGGACUGGGAAGCGCUCCUGAAGAAAGCCAUUGAUGCCUAUGGGGGUCUGGACAUCGUCGUUAACAACGCCGGCACCACUUACAAAAACAAGCCCACCGAGACUGUCACUGAUGACGACUUCGACUUGUGCUUCAACGUCAACGUCAAAAGCAUUUACCUGUCGGGCAGUGUGUUGCUCCCUUAUUUCAUCGAGCAGAAUCGACCGGGUUGCUUUAUCAAUAUUGCGUCGACAGCAGGGAUCAGACCCCGGCCUGGAUUGACUUGGUAUAACGCUUCCAAAGCCGCCGUGAGCAACGCUACCAAAACAAUGGCGGUAGAAUAUGCGCCCAAGAAGAUUCGCUUCAAUGCAGUUUGUCCUGUGGUGGGCAGCACCGGGUUGACACAUCUUUUCAUAGGGAAGCCAGACACCGAAGAGAACAGGAAAGCCUUUGUCUCGACCAUUCCACUUGGACGAGGGAGUACGCCAAAAGACGUGGCAAACGCUUGCUGCUAUCUUGCCAGUGAUGAGGCAGAAUUUAUCACUGGCGUUAAUCUUGAAGUUGACGGAGGGAGAUGUGUGUAA